CAGUCGCCAGCUCUGGUGUGAACAUUUUAAUUUGAGUGUGAGUCGAUCGCCGUGGCAACCGAGCGAGUGCUAGCUGGCCCACACAAAUCUGCUAGGGAGUUAAUUGCGUUGGUUAACCACUGUCCUUGCAGACUUGGUGCUGAUAAUGUCGGCUGCGUGCCGACGAAGUCAAUGCGCCAAAGUGGCGUCCUGUUUUUACAGUUGCCUGGGAUGUGCCCGCAACGUGGCUGCCGCUGCCGCUCCAGACGUCCACUCAGAUGCCCAGUCCACGACAGCGCUGCCCAAUUGCCUAACCUAUCGACAAGUGACAGGCGCCGGCUUCAUUGCCGGCUCAGCGCCAGCCAGACGUGUCCCGGUGCUCUUCUCCACGAACCGUGGCUUGUACUUGCGUGUGGCAAGGCCGGCAUCGAUGUUGGGCCCAGUUCCCACUGCGACUAGUCAGCAAUACGACAUUAGCUUUUGCGAUCUCGAGCGAUGGAGCACAAAUCGCGCCAAUGUUAUUAGCCUAGAGGACACAUUUAGCAUGCUGCAGCCGCAGUCGCAGCCGCAGCCACAGCUGCAGCUGCAGCAGCAACAGCAGCAGACGCAACCACUCAACAGCUUUGCGGUUUAUAACAUACAGCGCUGAGC
Drosophila arizonae is the source of this 630-nucleotide messenger RNA. RefSeq lists its product as uncharacterized. The record is from RefSeq and is a predicted model, not a curated record. NCBI's taxonomy places the organism in Eukaryota, Metazoa, Arthropoda, Insecta, Diptera, Drosophilidae.